Mesoplodon densirostris (Blainville's beaked whale) is the source of this 3905-nucleotide messenger RNA. It is a transcript of the gene AACS, whose product is annotated as acetoacetyl-CoA synthetase. Lineage: Eukaryota; Metazoa; Chordata; Mammalia; Artiodactyla; Ziphiidae. The record is from RefSeq and is a predicted model, not a curated record. The transcript is spliced from 18 exons. Gene Ontology annotation, molecular function: acetoacetate-CoA ligase activity. The coding region runs from base 157 to 2175 and encodes 672 amino acids. Gene Ontology annotation, biological process: positive regulation of insulin secretion; lipid metabolic process. Gene Ontology annotation, cellular component: cytosol.
AGAGUCCAGUUAGGGCUGCAUCUCCUCUUGCCGUUGCUCCACGUCGGCCGCUCCGCUCAGCCUCGUGUCCCGCGCCCCGGCCUCCGCCGCCGCCCGCGGCCCAGUCUCCAUCCCCGCGCAGCCCCGGCCUUCCCGCCGAUCGUGCCCGUCGCAGCCAUGUCCAAGGAGCCGCGGACUGGGCGGGAGGAGAUCGUGGAGUGCCAGGUGAUGUGGGAGCCUGACAGCAAGAAGAACACGCAGAUGGACCGCUUCCGGGCGGUCGUGGGCGCCGCCUACGGCCUGGCGCUGGAAAACUAUGAUGACUUAUAUCAUUGGUCAGUUGAGUCAUAUUCGGACUUCUGGGCAGAGUUCUGGAAAUUCAGUGGAAUUGUCUUCUCACGCAUGUAUGAUGAGGUCGUGGACACGUCCAAAGGGAUUGCGGACGUCCCUGAGUGGUUCAAAGGCAGUCGCCUCAACUAUGCGGAAAACCUCCUACAACAUGGGGAAAAUGACGGAGUGGCCCUUUACGUGGCACGGGAAGGCAGGGAGGAGAUCGUGAAGGUGAGUUUUGCAGAGCUGCGGCAACAGGUGGCUUUGUACGCCGCGGCGAUGAGGAAGAUGGGCGUGAGGAGCGGAGACCGGGUCGUCGGUUAUUUACCCAACAGCGCGCACGCUGUGGAGGCCAUGCUGGCGGCCACGAGCAUCGGCGCCAUCUGGAGCUCCACGUCCCCAGACUUCGGCGUGAACGGCGUUCUGGACCGGUUUUCUCAGAUUCAGCCAAAGCUCAUCUUCUCUGUGGAGGCCGUCGUGUACAAUGGCAAAGAGCACGACCACAUGGACAAGCUGCAGCAGGUCGUUAAAGGACUAGCAGACCUGAAAAAAGUGGUGGUGAUUCCUUACGUUUCCUCCAGAGAGAAGAUAGACAUUUCCAAGAUUCCAAACAGCGUGUUCCUGGAGGACUUCCUGGCCACUGGGCGAGGCGCGCAGGCCCCGCAGAUGGAGUUUGAGCAGCUGCCCUCCAGCCACCCGCUUUUCAUCAUGUUCUCGUCGGGCACGACCGGAGCGCCCAAGUGCAUGGUGCACUCGGCCGGGGGAACCCUCAUCCAGCACCUGAAGGAGCACAUUCUUCACGGCAACAUGAGCAGCAGUGACAUCAUCCUGUACUACACCACGGUCGGCUGGAUGAUGUGGAACUGGAUGGUAUCCGCUCUUGCCACGGGGGCGGCCGUGGUCCUAUACGACGGCUCCCCGCUGGUGCCCACCCCCAAUGUGCUCUGGGACCUGGUCGACAGGAUCGGCAUCACCAUCCUUGGAACGGGCGCGAAGUGGCUGUCAGUGCUGGAAGAGAAAGACGUGAAGCCAGUGGAAACUCACAGUCUCCAGACGCUGCACACGAUCCUGUCCACCGGCUCACCACUGAAAGCCCAGAGCUACGACUAUGUCUACAGAUGCAUCAAGAGCAGCGUCCUCCUGGGCUCCAUCUCAGGUGGCACCGACAUCAUAUCUUGCUUCGUGGGCCAGAAUCCUUCCAUUCCUGUGUACAGAGGGGAGAUUCAGGCCCGGAACCUGGGCAUGGCCGUGGAGGUGUGGAACGAGGAAGGAAAGGCAGUCUGGGGGGAGAGCGGUGAACUGGUGUGUACCAAGCCGCUCCCCUGUCAGCCCACGCACUUCUGGAACGACGAGAACGGGAGCAAGUACCGGAAGGCGUAUUUCUCCAAAUUCCCAGGUGUCUGGGUGCACGGCGACUACUGCAGAAUCAACCCCAAGACCAGGGGCGUCGUCAUGCUGGGCCGAAGCGACAGUACACUCAACCCCAACGGAGUGCGAUUCGGCAGCUCGGAAAUCUAUAACAUCGUGGAGGCCUUCAAGGAGGUCCUGGACAGCCUGUGUGUCCCCCAGUACAACAAGGACGGGCAGGAGAGGGUGAUCCUCUUCCUGAAGAUGGCUUCCGGCCACACCUUCCAGCCCGACCUGGUGAAGAGGAUCUGCAGCGCCAUCCGCCUGGGCCUGUCCGCCCGGCACGUGCCCAGCCUCAUCCUGGAGACCCAGGGCAUCCCGUACACCCGCAACGGCAAGAAAGUGGAAAUGGCCGUGAAGCAGAUCAUCGCUGGGAAAACCGUGGAGCACUGCAGAACCUUCUCGAACCCCGAGACCCUGGAUUUGUACCGGGACGUCCCCGAGCUGCAGGACUUCUGAGCCAGGCCAGCUGGCACGUCCCUGAGCCACACAGGUCUGUACUGUCACUUCUUUGCGUUCAAGAAGUUACUCAGAGGGGCUUCCCUGGUGGCGCAGUGGUUAGCAAUCCGCCUGCCAGUGCAGGGGACACGGGUUCGUGCCCCGGUCCGGGAGGAUCCCACAUGCCGCGGAGCAACGAAGCCCGUGCGCCACAACUACUGAAGCCUGCGCUCUAGACCCUGUGCUCUGCGACGAGAGAAGCCACCGCAAUGAGAAGCCCGCUCGCCGCAACUAGAGAAAGCCCGGGUGCAGCAACGAAGACCCAACGCAGCCAAAAAUAAAUAAAUGAAUAAAUAAAUUAAUUAAUAAAAAAAAAAAAAGAAAGAAAUGACUUAGAAACCUACGGCUCUUCGAGAAGGAGUUUGCACCAAGUCCGUAGGCCUGGGGAAGAGCGAUGCUGUGUUCUGCAGUUCCAUCUGGUGGGUCCCUGAGUCUUCCACCCGCCGCAGGGGAACCCUGACCUUCAGGGGCGUGUGUGUGGUCGUCUGGAGAGUGUAUGUCUUUGCACACUCGCAGGGAGGAGCUGGGGUCUCCUGUGCGUGCACCGGCGUGGCCAAUGCCUGGUCCCCAUCCAGGGCCCGCAGGCAUCCUGGUGACGGCUCACCCCAGGGCAGUGACCGGCCUGCAGCCUUGUACUGUGGUUCCAUUUCCCUCUCUUAAGGCCCAGCUCUCUUUCUUCCCUUUGUUUUGGUCUCCUGGCUCUGGCCGCCACCCUUCAGGGCCCAUCUGUCUGCUGUGGCACAUUACCUGUCACGGGGCCCGUCCCAGGGUGACUUUACAGCAUCUCAUGGCAGAUUCUCAGGACCCCGGGCCGACUGCUCUCCUGCUGUCUGUCUGUCACGGGCGGAAUCUGGGCAGCUCCUGGGGGACCCGUGUGUCACACCCAGCCACCGAUGCUCCCCAGCAGAUAGAGUUCCACUUCCCUUUGGAGAAUGAGUGGGUUUCACGUUUUAAUAGGAUCUCUUAAUUUCACGGGCUUUGAGUGGUUUGAAAUUUUUUUAAUGUUAACUAAGUGUAUGGUGUGUGGGUGUUUGAAGGCGUGGGUGAUGUCCACGCCGUGGGGAAUGUCAUUCAGGGAUGCGGACGAGCCCCCAGGCCCCAGGUCCUGCUGAGGCAGCGCCGCUGGGUCUCAGGGGACGUGGCCUCACUGCACAGGGCGCCGGGACCUGCACGUCGCCAGCAGCUGUAUGUACUUUUGAAUGUACUGUUCAGUUCAGCCUCUUAACACACUCCUGUCAUCGUAAUGUUCAUUUUUGUAUUUUUUGAAACCGAGGACAGUGAAAAACUUUCUUGAACCCUUUUUCUCGUGGAUUAUAGAAAAGGGGUAGCACUGAGUUUACUGGAGUUCAUUUAUGACCACAUUUUAAAUGCAGAGUAAAGUCCGGAACAGUGAUUCUAUCCCGGGAUAGUAAAGAGGUUUCCCCUCAGGUGGCAGCUCUGAGAAACUGGUGAUAGGCAGAGUGUCCCAUUCAGAGGGACUCUGAAGCCAAAUCUCAGCUGAAAAAAAAUGCAUCAGGAUUGGCCAGCAAUGUCUGUCAUGGCUAAACGAUGGAUUGUUUCUUGUCAAGUGUGAAUGUCAAGUAUAAACUGGGUAUUGUAAGAGAUUGGAUAGGUCUCUGCCAACUUAAAGGCAGACACACAAUGUUUAAUAAACUAUUUCAAACUUCAUAAAAAAAACGGGGCAGGUGCUA